Messenger RNA from Morus notabilis, 2602 nucleotides. Its product is annotated as cleavage and polyadenylation specificity factor subunit 2. The transcript is spliced from 18 exons. Gene Ontology annotation, biological process: mRNA 3'-end processing by stem-loop binding and cleavage. Gene Ontology annotation, cellular component: mRNA cleavage and polyadenylation specificity factor complex. Gene Ontology annotation, molecular function: RNA binding. The record is from RefSeq and is a predicted model, not a curated record. NCBI's taxonomy places the organism in Eukaryota, Viridiplantae, Streptophyta, Magnoliopsida, Rosales, Moraceae. Bases 77 to 2302 code for a protein of 741 amino acids.
CCAAAGUCUUUCCCUUUCCUUACGAAGCUACUCCAUUUCCGGUGAGAGCUCCGACAGUCGAUAGAGAGAGAAAAAAAUGGGGACUUCGGUGCAGGUGACGCCGCUUUGCGGCGUCUACAACGAGAAUCCAUUGUCGUACUUGGUCUCCAUCGACGGCUUCAACUUCCUCAUCGACUGUGGCUGGAACGACCACUUGGACCCUUCCAUUCUUCAACCUCUCACCAAGGUCGCUUCGACGGUCGACGCAGUUUUGCUGUCCCACGCCGAUACGCUUCACCUCGGCGCUCUCCCCUACGCAAUGAAGCAAUUCGGCCUCUCCGCUCCGGUUUACUCCACCGAACCAGUUUACAGACUCGGUCUCCUCACAAUGUACGAUCAAUUUCUUUGGCGCAAGCAAGUUUCGGAGUUCGAUCUGUUUACUUUGGAUGAUAUUGACUCUGCUUUCCAGAACGUCACCAGACUUACGUAUGCUCAGAAUCAUCACCUUUCUGGUAAAGGAGAAGGAAUUGUGAUAUCACCGCAUGUGGCCGGGCAUUUGUUGGGGGGGACUGUGUGGAAGAUAACAAAGGAUGGGGAGGAUGUUAUAUAUGCUGUUGACUUUAACCACCGCAAAGAAAAGCAUUUGAAUGGGAUUAAUCCAGCGUCUUUUGUUCGGCCUGCUGUUCUUAUAACGGAUGCCUAUAAUGCUUUGAAUAACCAGCCUUAUAGACGCCAAAUGGACAAAGAAUUUACAGAUACAAUAAAGAAGACUUUACGAAUAGAUGGAAAAGUGUUACUACCUGUUGAUACUGCUGGACGAGUUUUGGAACUUCUUCAAAUUUUGGAAUCGUGUUGGGCAGAGGAAAGUUUGAGUUAUCCAAUCUACUUUCUAACAUAUGUUGCAUCUAGCACCAUUGAUUAUGUCAAGAGUUUCCUUGAGUGGAUGAGUGAUUCUAUAGCAAAGUCUUUUGAAAAGACACGUGAUAAUGCUUUUCUUCUGAAGCAUGUCACACUUUUAGUCAACAAGACUGAUCUCAAUAAUGCUCCAGAUGGUCCAAAGGUUGUUCUAGCAUCGAUGGCUAGUUUGGAAGCCGGUUUUUCCCAUGAUAUAUUUGUUGAAUGGGCGACUGAUGCCAGGAAUCUUGUGCUUUUUACAGAACGAGGCCAGUUUGGCACAUUGGCCCGUAUGCUUCAAGCAGAUCCACCUCCAAAAGCUGUAAAGGUCACGAUGUCCAAGAGGGUCCCUUUAGUUGGGGAGGAGCUAAUUGCCUAUGAAGAAGAGCAAAACCGAAUAAAAAGGGAAGAGGCUUUAAAGGCUAGUCUUAUUAAAGAGGAGGAAUCAAAAGCAUCUCAUGGGACUGAUAUUAACAUAAGUGAUCCAAUGGUCAUUGACGCGAGCAUUACUAAUCCUUUGCCAGAUGUGGCAGGUCCACAUAGUGGUGGAUACCGUGAUGUAUUCAUUGAUGGAUUUGUUCCUUCAUCCACCAGCGUUGCCCCAAUGUUUCCAUUUUUUGAGACUACUUCUGAGUGGGAUGAUUUUGGUGAAGUCAUAAAUCCUGAUAAUUACAUAAUCAAGGACGAAGACAUGGACCAAGGAGCAAUGCAUGUGAGUGGUGAUAUGGAUGGAAAGCUUGAUGAAGCGUCUGCUAGUUUGAUACUUGACACAAAGCCGUCAAAAGUCAUAUCUAAUGAAUUGACUGUGCCAGUCAAAUGCUCAUUGCUUUAUAUGGAUUUUGAAGGCCGUUCUGAUGCACGAUCCAUAAAAUCAAUUCUCUCCCACAUGGCUCCUCUAAAGCUUGUUCUGGUUCAUGGAACAGCGGAAGCCACGGAACAUUUGAAGCAACAUUGCAUUAAACAAGUUUGUCCUCAUGUUUAUGCUCCCCAAAUUGAAGAAACUAUUGAUAUCACCUCUGAUUUGUGUGCUUAUAAGGUACAACUGUCUGAGAAGCUGAUGAGUAAUGUGCUCUUUAAGAAGCUUGGAGAUCAUGAAACUGCUUGGGUUGAUUCUGAAGUUGGUAAGACAGAAAAUGGCACUCUGUCUUUACUACCCCUUUCAAGUGCAGCUCCACCACACAAAUCUGUCCUUGUAGGUGAUUUGAAAAUGGCAAAUUUCAAGCAGUUUCUGGCUGAUAAUGGUGUCCAGGUCGAAUUCGCUGGUGGGGGUGCUCUGCGAUGUGGUGAAUAUGUGACACUGCGCAAGGUUGGGGAUGCUAGCCACAAAGGUGGUGGUCCUGGGACGCAGCAAAUUGUCAUCGAAGGCCCCUUAUGCGAGGAGUAUUAUAAGAUUCGAGAAUAUUUGUAUUCACAGUUUUUCUUGCUUUAAAUCAAGAGAUUUUGACCCUUAAUAACCGAUGGAACUGUAAAUGUGCCUUUUGCAAGUCGGUGUGAGGCUAUGAGCGGAAUCAAAAUAGGUUGUGAGCUGCUGGGGGUCUUUUGAAAUCUACACCUCUUGUCCUUUCAAAACGUUGGGCAGAACUUUUUGGCCACAAUGGAUGUAUUCACUUUGUCUUUUAGGUUAUAGGAGAAAAUAACGCAAAUUAUAUUUGCUCUUGUUAAUGUCGGAAAGAAGAAGGAUUUAAAGGAAUGAUUAUAAUUUACUUUGGUUGGAACCUUGUUAACUCUG